Centropristis striata (black sea bass) is the source of this 719-nucleotide messenger RNA. RefSeq lists its product as uncharacterized. The record is from RefSeq and is a predicted model, not a curated record. Lineage: Eukaryota; Metazoa; Chordata; Actinopteri; Perciformes; Serranidae. The coding region runs from base 1 to 324 and encodes 107 amino acids. The transcript is spliced from 4 exons.
AUGAGGUCUGUGAUCCUGUUUGCUCUUUUGAGUGGGGUUUUUGCCGCUCCGUUCGUGAAGGAGGAAGAGGCAAAGCGCUUCAUCAGGCUGAAGAGACAGUCAGGAUACUGGGAUCCACACAGCUCUCAGAACCAGUGGGGUUACACAGUUCAGGAACAGGCUAACGAGUACUGGACAGCACUACGAACAGAUGCUCAGUACUACAUGGACAUGGGUAACAUGAUGUUCGACCGCUCGGUGGCAACGGAAAACAACCGGCUGUAUAUGGAGAUGCUGCGCAAUGCACGAGCUCACCUGGACAGUCUGCAGGGUACACACAGAUAAAAAACUAGUGAGAACUAAUGAACUAACUAACUAAAUGAGAGAUACAGAAAAGAGCAGAAAUCAAAUUGUAGACAAAAUAACAUUGUGCUUCUUAGUGGUUAAAGCUCAAACAUUUAACCUCAUCUGCACAUAUUCUGAUCCUCAACCAUGAACUACUUUCAUGAAGGAAUAUAUUAGUUUUACCUUUAAAACUAUAGUGUAUCCAUAUAAACUGGUUUACUGGGUUUAAAUGGUUAAAGGUUGUUAACUUGAGUUGAACUGAAUGUCCUUAAUAUAAAAAUAAAAAAUACAGGACAAUGGUUUUAUAUAUUAAUUUUGUGAGCAGUUUUAAAAGAUAAUUUCUUAUUUUAGAACAAUAAUGCCUGCAGUCAGUUUAUUGAAUAAAAGUUUGAAUC